This is a messenger RNA of Candidula unifasciata, 1371 nucleotides long. Lineage: Eukaryota; Metazoa; Mollusca; Gastropoda; Stylommatophora; Geomitridae. The record is from the annotation of a GenBank genome assembly.
AUGGAACAGCAAAUAAAGGACGCUUUGUCAUUUCUCAAUCAAUGGGAUUGGAUUCACAACUUUCAAGUCAAGGAUAUUUUUGUGAAAGAAGUUUUUGAAACUAUACCUCUUGAGUGGCUUGCUCAUUUACAGAAAUUAGAAACAAAAGAGAUAAAUGAACUACCUUUCAUGGACACUUUAUGCAAGCACAUGCAUCCUGAUUGGCCACCUAGUCUACACAGCUUCAUAUGUGAAGCAUCCCAUUUGUCUGUUGAUAGAACACAGACGCAGGCUAUUGCGCCUGCAGCCGUUGAUGCAAACAUGGCAAGAGGGAUGAUUCCAAAGAAAUUCCAUGAGGUUUCCUGGAUGGCAUCCCUGGUUAAUGAUAUAGUUUGCAAGACAGACUGUAAUCUGGUCGUGGAUGUUGGAUCAGGGCUGGGGUACCUUGACCACGUUCUUCACCAAGUCUAUGGGCAUGCAGUUAUCGGACUUGAAACGUCACAGAGUCAUACAUGUGCAGCAGAAGUUAGAGCAGCUGAUCAAGGUAUAACUUGCUUGGGAUUCAAGAGCAUCAAGUUCGAUGUUACUGAUGAUGAGAACUGUUUUCAGAAGUUUCAAGAUGUUAUCAGAAGCUCACCUGUUUCCUUUCACUGUAUUCAUUCAAAAUUACAGAAUACUCAAGAAAGUUCUCAACCAUUCCUCCCUAAAGUGUGUUUGAUUGGCCUGCAUUGUUGUGGUGACCUGUCAUCUGCCAUGCUUUCACUGUUUCAUCAUACUGACUUUGUCAGGGCAGUUUGCUGUGUAUGCUGUUGUUACCACAAGAUGGCAUUCACUGAUGGUAAGUUCCUCAAAUUUCCAAUGAGCUUAACAGGCCAAAAAUAUUACCAGGAUCUUCAGAAGAGACUGGGUUCAUGGCAGUUGUCACCUUGUACACUUCGUUUGGGUGCUCAAGAAACAAGAUCUCGUUGGAGAGCUCAGACCUUAGAUGAUCAUGCGAACCACAUACGACAUGUUGCCUUCAGAGGACUGCUUGAGAUGUUGGAUUUUGAAGAUUCUGCGACAGUGAGAAAGAAAGUUAGAAAAUGUGAUUUCUCUUCAUUUGAAAACUUCUUACAGUCAUAUUUCAAAUCUUGUAAUGUUUCAGAAGAAUUGAGAGAAACAGUUAUUUCAGCACUUAGAAAACUUCACGAGAAGCACAACGAUAAAUUUGAUUUCAUAGAGAUUAUUACUUGUCUUCAGAUGAUUGUGCAGCCAGUUAUAGAAGCUUUAAUAUACAGAGACAAGGUUUCAUGGUUGUUAGAGAGAGGGUGGACAGAUGUUAAUGUGAUCCCUAUUUUUGAUGAGCUUCUUUCACCUAGAAAUCUGGCUAUUGUGGCCAUUAAACCUAGUUGA